AUGGCCACUACACCAGCCCCGAAUAGUCUUGGUGCAGCCGUUGCCGCUGUGGCGUGGGUUUUCGCAGCUCUUGCAAUUGUCACCGUUGCAGCACGCUUCUACGUCCGACUGAAAAUCGUCAGAAAGCUGUUCAGGGAUGAUUAUGUUAUCCUAGUUACGUUUACUUUUGCAAUCAUCAACAGUGCUUUCGUGACCAUCUCGGUUUGGUGGGGCCUAGGUCAUCACAUAAGUGCAUUGGUGUCUCAUCCAGAGCGAGUCACCAACGCUGUCAAAUGGAUGUUCCUAUCCGAGAUAUUUGCCAUCAUGUCGCCCGGAUUCGGCCGUAUAUCAUUUGCCUUCCUGCUACUCGGCCUGUUGCCACCGAGCGGCCCUAGAAGUUUGCGUCCGAUGAUUCUGUGGAGCAUCAUAGCCAUACAAUUCGUCGUCGAUCUUGGUACAGUCAUCAUCAGCUUAGUCCAGUGCAGGCCCAUUGUAGGAUUUUGGGAUAAGAGCAUCGAAGCUGGCUGUUGGGAUCCCCGUGUGCAACAAUACGCGGGCUUUCUUCAGGGCUUGGCCUUGAGCGCCGUCAUGGGACUAAGCAUCAUUGCCAUGGUGGCGUCCAUUGUCAGAACAGUAAAACUUCAGGCGAUAACCGAGACAGACGACCAAACAUAUGCUAUGGCAGAAGCAGCCAUCUGGUGGACGGCUGGCAACAGCAUCCUGACGGACAGCCAUAAUAUGGCCCCGUUUGACAGAUUAUGGGAGCACAACACCUUCUUAAACGACAUCAGUUGUGGUGAUGACGGCAGUAGUGGCAAAGUUAAUACGUAUUGCAUGGACCCUGACAUCACGGUUUCGGUCACUUUAGGCCACCAGAGUCCCGACGUGCUUGACUUUCUGGCGACCACUCACCCCGGCUGCGUUGAUGGCACAAUCCAGCCGGCCAGAAUUUCACACCAAGAAGUCUACCAUAAUCUGGACGAAGUCGUCGUCUUGGAUGUCCAGUUCGCAUUCGGCGAAAAUGACAAACUUGGCGCGGCAAGGGAGAAAGCAGCCUCCCAGUCGAUGCUGCUGCCUGACUUUGCUUCCAUCGCGGACGGUCGUGAAAUCGAUUCGAUGUACUAUUCCCACAGAACCUUCAUCUGUCUACAGCUGCGGAGAUUCGUGGGACGUGACCUGAACAGUGAAAUUGAUGAGGAUGUGACGUACUGUUUCACUACGCCAGAGGACGGUGGAAUGAGACACGACCUGGUCUCAUCGGUCCCAAUACUGCUCGAACAGAAGCAACACGUCGACUUUGUAUUUGCCGUCCAGCUCACGCCCUCGAGUGCGUCGAUGAGCGGUCUGCGCGAGGGUCGUGGAAAUUUCAGAUUCUGUGCGGAAACAGCCUCAGCUGGGAGUGCAAUACUCUUUAUGAAUUGGAGCGCAACGGUGUCGGAGAAAAUGGGUUUCACUCCUGUUAACACUGCGCCUUGA
Molecule: messenger RNA, 1455 nt
Organism: Diaporthe amygdali
Lineage: Eukaryota; Fungi; Ascomycota; Sordariomycetes; Diaporthales; Diaporthaceae
Exons: 13
Coding region: 1-1455 (484 amino acids)
Source: RefSeq, a predicted model, not a curated record